AGUGGUCCUGCACUCAGCUCAGUGUAAUGUGGGCAGGUGAGCUGCCAGAACUUCCAUUUAUCCACAGAGGACUGUCUGUCUCUGAGUACUAAACCAAUGGGACAACUUCUAAAUAUCUAAUUUAAAAGAAAAGACGUUUUCUACAAAAAUGUUUGUGAGGACACUGACGGCCGGCUCCUUCGUGGUGGCGGAUUAUGUGGUGUUUGCGAUCAUGCUGGUGGUUUCUGCAGCCGUCGGGGUCUACUUCGCCUGGACUGAUAGGAGGCAGAAAAGCUCCAAGGAAUUCCUGACAGGGGGCCGCAGGCUGAACGCCCUCCCAGUCUCCCUGUCCCUGACCGCCAGCUUUAUGUCGGCCAUCACGGUCCUGUCCAACCCUGCUGAGGUGUACUGCUAUGGAGCCAUCAUUGGAUUUUACGCAGUGUCCUAUUUGCUCACAAUGCUGAUCACAUCUGAGAUCUUUCUGCCAGUUUUCUACAAACUGACCAUCACCAGCACCUAUGAGUAUCUGGAGCUGCGUUUCAACAGAGCCACUCGCCUGCUGGGAACCAUGCUCUUCAUUGUUCAGACUGUUCUCUACACUGGAAUCGUCAUUUAUGCCCCUGCUCUUGCUUUAAACCAAGUGACUGGUUUGGACCUGUGGGGUGCGGUCAUCUCCACAGGAGUGGUUUGCACCUUUUACUGCACAAUGGGCGGCCUGAAGGCAGUGGUAUGGACAGAUGUGAUUCAGCUUGGCGUCAUGCUAGCAGGCUUCCUGGCUGUCAUCAUCCAAUCUGCGGCCCUACAAGGCGGCGUUAUCACCAUCAUUUCAGAUUCGCAACAGGGCGGAAGACUGAAUUUUUUGGACUUCGACCCAAACCCUCUACGGAGACACACAUUCUGGACCAUGUCUAUCGGAGGGACAUUUAUUUGGGUCGGUGUGUAUGGGAUCAACCAGGCCCAGGUUCAAAGAUAUAUCUCCUGCAAAAGCAUGACUCACGCCAGACUUUCCUUGUACAUCAACCUGCUGGGCCUGUGGUCCAUCUUGCUGAGCUCGGUGUUUGCAGGAAUGUGCCUUUACUCGGUCUAUAAAGACUGUGACCCGUGGAGUGUUGGGCUUGUUUCUGCUCCUGAUCAGCUGAUGCCAUAUUUGGUGAUGGACAUCCUGGCUGGCUAUCCUGGCCUCCCUGGACUGUUUGUUGCAGCAGCGUAUAGUGGAUCUCUGAGCACAGUGUCUUCCAGCAUCAAUGCACUGGCUGCAGUGACAGUGGAGGAUCUCAUCAGACCACACGCCAAAUUGUCUGAAAAACAUCUGUCCUGGAUCUCAAAGGGAAUGAGUCUUUCCUAUGGAGUUUUAUGCAUUGGAAUGGCUGGACUGGCCUCACUUAUGGGAGGGGCCCUUCAGGCAGCUAUCAGUAUUUUUGGAAUCAUUGGAGGUCCGUUACUUGGCUUGUUCACAUUGGGCAUCCUGUGUCCAUCAGCCAACUCCAAAGGAGGUCUUGUAGGUCUCGUGUCUGGGCUGGUCGUGUCUCUUUGGGUGGGCAUUGGAGCCCAGGUCUACCCUCCUCCUUCUGAGUUGACUAAGCCUCUGCCUUUGUCCACUGAUGGAUGCAACUUCACCACAGCAGAUUCCUUCAACUGGACUUCUGCUGCUUUGCCAAUGCAACCAAACUCAACGGCUACAGUCCCACUCCAUGAUGAUGAUGGCAGGUCUCUGAUGUACUCUCUGUCCUACCUUUACUUCAGUCCACUUGGAACAAUAAUAUCUAUCAGUGUGGGGCUGAUAGUCAGCAUGCUAACAGGAGGCUGCAGACAACAAGUGGAAUCAAGGCUCUUGUUAAAGAAGGAGGACACAACGUUUUAUCACUUCAUCAAGUUAUUCAAGUGCAGAGCGAAGAGACAAAGUCGACAGCUCAACCUUGAGAAGGACAGAGAGAAGAAAUUUGGAAAUACCAAUCCUGUGUUUAGUGAUUUAGAGUUGGACUUAACAAAAAGCAGCAUCGCUCUAUAAAAACCAUCAACCAUCAGUCAUCAACCAGUGCACUUGUGUACUUUAAAUUUUUCUUUUUUUUCUGUAUGAUUCGUAAAAGUUUUGUUAAUAAACAAGGAGAAAUAAUCUGUGACUCUAUAAUCUCUUAGAAUACAAACUAAAGGAACCACAAUCUCAAAUAGUCCUAACCCUAUGUUGAAGUUUAACAUGAGUGAAAUUUAAAUGCACUUUCAUUCAGACACUCAACAUUAGGGAUGUCCCGUUCUGAUAUCGAAAUUGGAAGUGAUUCAGUAACGGCCCAAAAACAUUGUAUCGGAUUAUAUCGGAUGGCCCAUUAAGGUUCACAUUUUUGCAACCAAUGGUUACGAAAAAAUGGUCACUUUUUUCCUGUUAUUGGCUCUUGUUCUCUGAUUGAAUAAUAUCACUUAAUCAAGCAUUUUAUACAUUCCACACUACAAAAUAGGUAAAAGUACGUAUGAUUUGUGCUGAUAUCGUAUCGGAUUGAUAUCGGUAUCGGUCAGUACUGAAGGCUGCAAUAUCGGUACUGUAUCAUUUAAACAUACCUUCGUGUAAAUCACACCAGAAAUA
Molecule: messenger RNA, 2554 nt
Organism: Nothobranchius furzeri (turquoise killifish)
Lineage: Eukaryota; Metazoa; Chordata; Actinopteri; Cyprinodontiformes; Nothobranchiidae
Gene: slc5a8
Product: solute carrier family 5 member 8
Biological process (GO): propanoate transmembrane transport; sodium ion transport
Cellular component (GO): extracellular exosome; membrane
Molecular function (GO): organic acid:sodium symporter activity
Source: RefSeq, a predicted model, not a curated record